AUGGCUUCCGUGCACUUGUCUGUGAACAAUGGGGAGGAUAAUGACGAUCCAAGCGCAGGUGGCGAUAUCCGGGAGGUGAACAGUCAUGUCUCCAAGCCCACGAAACGACAAAGAUGGGCGACCACACGAGCCCCCGGAGCUGGAGGUGUCAAAAAACGCGUCUCUAUAGUUGAUCGCUUCCACAAGCGAGAUGGGAGAGAUGAAAAGCGCAAAUCUACGAAUACAACCGCUUCGACUAAUAAUGGAUCAAAUGACGGACAUGAACCCUCAGCAGGACCCAAUCGGAGAAUCUAUUUCAGUAUUCCGAUCCCGGAAUCCGAACGAGACGAGGAUGGUCAUUUGCGAGCGACCUAUCCGAGAAACAAAAUUCGCACCUCCAAAUAUACCGCGCUCACAUUUGUGCCCUACAACAUUUGGCUGCAAUUCCACAACAUUGCGAACAUCUAUUUCUUGUUCGUUAUCAUUCUCAACUGCUUCCCGAUUUUCGGUGCCAAUAAUCCCGGUCUGAAUGCCGUUCCUCUAAUUGUCAUUAUCGUCGUGACUGCAAUCAAAGAUGCUAUUGAGGAUUGGGGCCGAACGGUGUCUGAUAAUCAAGUGAACAACGCUCCGGUCUACAGGCUAGUGGAAUGGAACAAUGUCAAUUCGACAGAAGAGAACAUUAGUCUAUGGCGUCGUGUCAAAAAGGCUUGUACCCGGGGCUCCAUUGUAACAUACAGAUGGAUGGCUUCGCAGUUCAAGAAAAAGGAGGAAGAUGCAAAUGGUGACAAAGCGCAAAGACGCGAGUCAUUCAUGAGUACAGCGGAUCCCCGGGCAUCGAUCUAUACGCAGCGUAACUCUAUCGCUCCAGAAGAUACUGCAAUUCCCAUGACCGAUGUUCCAUCGCCCCAACCUGAAGCCCGCGAAGAUUGGCCGAUGAUGAACAAACAAGAAAACAAGUUCUUGUCCCCAAACAGUGCCGCUCGAGAGAGCGUCAUGGAGUCGACACCGGAGAAGAAAUAUGGCACUGUCUUGGAUACGUCCAAGCAGACACCCGGCAAGGCCCGAUUCAAGCGCGAGACAUGGAAAAGUCUGCAAGUUGGCGACUUUGUGCGUUUGUACAACGAAGAUCCGAUUCCAGCCGAUAUUGUGAUUCUUUCCACCUCGGACCCGGAUGGCGCUUGUUAUAUCGAAACCAAGGGCCUGGAUGGAGAGACCAACUUGAAGGUUCGCCAAGCUCUCCACUGUGGCCGCCAAGUUCGCCACGCUAGAGACUGCGAAAAGGCCGAGUUUGUGAUUGAGAGCGAGGCACCGCAUGCCAACCUGUACACCUACAACGGUGCGAUGCGUUGGGACCAGCGUGACCCACGUUUCCCCGAAGCUCCGCGGAAGGAGAUGGUUGAACCCAUCUCUAUCAACAAUAUUUUGCUCCGUGGUUGCAACCUGAAGAGUACCGAAUGGGUGUUGGGUGUUGUUCUUUUCACCGGCGGAGAGAGCAAGAUCAUGCUCAACUCCGGUGCCACUCCGGCUAAACGACCUCGCAUGGCCAAGGAUUUGAACUGGAACGUCAUUUACAACUUCUUCAUCCUGUUCAUUAUGUGUCUCAUCGCGGGUAUCGUAAACGGAGUCGCAUGGGCCGCAUCAGACAAAUCUCUAAAUUACUUCGACCUCGAGUCCUAUGGAGACACACCGCCUGUGACUGGUAUUGUCACUUUCUGGACAGCCCUCAUUUUGUUCCAGAAUUUGGUUCCCAUUUCGCUGUACAUUUCUCUUGAAAUUGUUCGGACUAUCCAAGCGGUUUUCAUCCACAGCGAUUUGUAUAUGUACUACGAGAGAUUGGGGCUCUAUUGUGUCCCCAAAUCCUGGAACAUUUCAGACGAUGUCGGUCAAGUCGAAUAUAUCUUUUCUGACAAGACUGGUACAUUGACCCAGAAUGUCAUGGAAUUUAAGAAGUGCACGGUCAAUGGCGUCUCAUAUGGAGAAGCUUACACAGAAGCUCAAAUCGGAAUGAGACGUCGCGAGGGAGCCGACGCUGACGCGGAAGCUGCAGUCGCUCGGCAACAAAUUGCUGCUGAUGGACAGCUAAUGCUGCGCAUGCUGCGUGAUAUUCACGACAAUCCCUACUUGCACGAUGACCAGCUGACAUUCAUUGCUUCUCCCUUUGUCGCCGACCUAGGUGGACAAUCCGGAGAGCUACAGCAACACUGCGCAGAGGACUUCAUGCUGGCUCUAGCCCUAUGUCACACCGUCAUUACUGAGCACACGCCUGGCGAUCCUCCUCAGAUCGAGUUCAAGGCCCAGUCUCCUGACGAGGCUGCGUUGGUAAGCACCGCUCGAGACUGUGGAUUCACUGUUCUGGGUAGAGCAGGUGAUGAUCUUCUCCUGAAUGUGAUGGGCCAGGAACGCACAUACACGGUUUUGAACACCCUUGAAUUCAACUCGUCCAGAAAACGAAUGAGCGCCAUCAUCCGAAUGCCCGAUGGCACUAUUCGUCUGUUCUGUAAGGGUGCCGACAGUAUCAUUUACUCUCGCCUGGCCCGUGGCAAACAACAAGAGCUUCGUCGCCAAACCGCAGAGCAUUUGGAGGAAUUCGCCAGGGAAGGACUGCGGACCCUGUGUAUUGCCGACCGACUGCUCAGUGAGGAAGAAUACCAGUCGUGGGCCAGGGAACAUGACAUUGCCGCUGCUGCCGUCACGGACCGCGAGGAGAAGCUUGAAAAGGUUUCCAGCGAGAUCGAACAGGAACUGAUGCUCAUUGGUGGAACCGCCAUUGAGGACAGACUCCAGGAUGGCGUCCCCGAUACCAUUCAACUCCUUGCGGAUGCUGGUAUCAAACUCUGGGUUCUUACCGGUGACAAGGUUGAGACUGCCAUCAAUAUCGGUUUCUCGUGCAAUCUCCUGAAUAACACCAUGGAGCUUAUUGUAUUGAACAUUCCUGAAACCGAGCACCAGCAAGCCUCUGAUGAACUCGACAAGCAUUUGAAAACUUUUGGAUUGACUGGUUCUGAUGAGGAACUUCUUGCUGCCCGCGAAGACCAUUCACCACCUGAUGCUACACAUGCCGUGGUUGUUGACGGCGAGACGCUCAAAUUGAUGUUGUCCGACGAGUUGAAACAAAAAUUCCUCUUGCUGUGCAAGCAAUGCAAAGCAGUUCUUUGCUGCCGUGUAAGUCCUGCACAGAAGGCUGCUGUCGUCCGCAUGGUCAAGACCGGCCUCAACAUCAUGGCUCUUUCUGUCGGCGAUGGUGCAAAUGAUGUGGCUAUGAUCCAAGAGGCCGAUGUGGGCGUUGGUAUUGCUGGUGAGGAAGGUAGACAAGCUGUCAUGUCUUCCGAUUAUGCCAUUGGCCAGUUCCGAUACCUCCAGCGUCUUCUUUUGGUUCAUGGCAGAUGGUCCUACCGUCGUCUUGGAGAAUGCACGGCCAACUUCUUCUACAAGAAUCUUGUGUGGACGUUCGCCCUGUUCUGGUACUGUAUCUACAAUGACUUUGAUUGCUCCUAUCUAUUCGAUUACACCUACAUUGUGUUGGUCAACCUUGCGUUCACCUCGUUGCCCGUGAUCUUCAUGGGUAUCUUCGAUCAGGAUGUGGAGGAUAAAGUGUCCCUUGCUGUGCCUCAAUUAUACAUGAGAGGCAUCGAGCGCAAGGAAUGGUCGCAAACUAAGUUCUGGUUAUACAUGGCCGAUGGCGGGUACCAGUCAGUUGUCUGUUUCUUCAUGCCAUACCUCCUAUAUUCGCCAGCGAACUUCGUCAACGAGAGUGGCCGAAAUGUUAACGACCGUGCGCGUAUGGGUGUGCUUGUUGCAACCUGUGCCGUGAUUGCCAGCAACCUCUACAUUAUGAUGAAUACUUACCGGUGGGACUGGUUCACUUGCCUGAUCAACGCUAUCAGUAGUAUCCUGAUUUUCGUGUGGACCGGUAUUUACACCUCCUUCACUUCUUCCGGCCAAUUCUACCAUGCUGCGGCUGAAGUUUACGGAUCCUUGAGUUACUGGGUGGUUCUUCUGUUAACUGUCCUGAUUUGCUUGCUCCCGCGUUUCACGUAUAACUCCAUUCAAAAGGUGUUCUUCCCGCUUGAUGUCGAUAUCAUCCGCGAACAAGUGACUCAGGGCAAGUUCAAACAUCUGGAUGACAUAGAAGAUCCCCCGAUGCCCCCAAAGGAUGGUGCUCCGAAGACCGCAGAGCCUAGUACUGUGUCUGCAACUUCUUCGGAAAUUGUGAAGCCAAUACAGCCCGUCAUGAAGCAGGACACCGCUGUUCUUGAUGAAGAGCGGCCUUUCUAUGCUGCUUCUAUGGCCGCGACUUCGAACACCCACAACCCCCGCAGCCAAAACGGCAGCAAUGGCACCAACUAUACUGCUAGCCUUGACCAGUAUCCGCGACCACAGUCUGUCGACUAUGUUCGGCGAUCUCAUGAUCGGACACGGCACUCCUUUGAGCAGAGCAACGACUUCACUUCUGCUGCCAUGCUUUCCCGAGUGGAGUCGUCGCAAAAUCGUCAACACGAAAACCCGUUCCGGACUCCUGAUGAUCCUCCUGUACAUAUAUGA
This is a messenger RNA of Penicillium paradoxum, 4521 nucleotides long. RefSeq lists its product as uncharacterized. Gene Ontology annotation, molecular function: magnesium ion binding; ATP binding; ATP hydrolysis activity. Lineage: Eukaryota; Fungi; Ascomycota; Eurotiomycetes; Eurotiales; Aspergillaceae. Gene Ontology annotation, biological process: phospholipid translocation. Gene Ontology annotation, cellular component: plasma membrane. The record is from RefSeq and is a predicted model, not a curated record. The transcript is spliced from 4 exons. The coding region runs from base 1 to 4521 and encodes 1506 amino acids.